This is a messenger RNA of Mollisia scopiformis, 2644 nucleotides long. RefSeq lists its product as uncharacterized. The transcript is spliced from 2 exons. The record is from RefSeq and is a predicted model, not a curated record. NCBI's taxonomy places the organism in Eukaryota, Fungi, Ascomycota, Leotiomycetes, Helotiales, Mollisiaceae. The coding region runs from base 1 to 2538 and encodes 845 amino acids.
AUGGGUGGCUCCUUUCUUGAUUACAUGGUUUCGAGCUGCGGUUCGCCGUCUCUGAAGAAAUCCUACUGGGCAGAGAGGCAUCGAGCUGUUGGCUAUACACCUCCUCCAGCCCCCCGUACCAGAAUCACAAGCACUGAACAAAAGAUUGUGGUCAACCUUGGUGACUCCAAGUCCAACACGGACAGCGACACAAGCUCUGUUUCAAGCUCUUCCGAGGAAAUUGAAGUGACAGUGGUCAGGAAGUGUGUUCAGAAGAGACCUGUCAAAGAAGUGGUAACCGUUCCAAAGCAACAAAUCAUGGAGAGACCCACUCAGAAGGAACAAGCUGAAGAGAAGAAGACCAUGCAAAAUAGACCGAGUCAAGCAGAGAAAUAUGUUCAAUUUAACGGGGAACAUGUCGAUGGUCUGAAAUCCGCCAUGAAAAAGGGUACAGAGAAGGCACAACCUGGAACUAUCAAGGAUGAUGGCAAUGGCACGUUAAAUUGCAACUGUACCAUAUGUAGCGAUGCCAGAGCAAAGGGACGGAUGCCGGAACAUGUGCACUGUCGACAGGAAGCUUGCCUACAUCGUCCUACGCCUGAUGGAAGUAAGAACUCCGAUACCGUGAACCGAUGCCCCUGCGCUGCCUCAAAGAUCGACAGCACGUGCACGUCCAAGUCGAAUGGCAACUCUGGUGGAAACAAUAGCCAACGCUCGCAGAACCAGGGUAAGCAAGAGAAUCGUGACCAGAACUCUUCGAAGAAGGGAGGUCAGGCUACCAACCCCGGUCAGAACAAUCGAGUAAACAACAAUCAAGCCAACUCGAACCGUUCCUCGCAAACCCAACAAUCCGGCGCCCAAAACGGAAGUCAACAAAACCGAGGCAACAACACCCAAUCCAACACAAACUCCGUAACCCUGGAUCGAAAUCGAUUCGCCACCCACGAGCGCGGCGUCGAGAAGCUCUCCAAUUUCCAGAUCCACUGCAUUAGAAACAACCUGUACAACUACCACAACUUUGAAGGUAUGGGUCGAACUCUUCAACCUUCUCGGGCUUCCGUCAUGCUCAGGGAAGAUGUCGUUGAAUGUCCAUCUGAUCCGCGUCCAAACGCGUUCGUCGACAUGAACACCGGCGUCGUUCGCGUCUACCACGGUCCAGUCUAUGGCAAUCCUUAUUCCUCCCUUGCUCCUACGCAACCAUUGCCGGUUGGUUCCAUGGCUGCGCAGGCCUUCAGCAGCGGUGGCCCUCCACCAUUCUUCGCUGGUCCUCCCGCCUUGAAUAACCGUAUGUAUGGCGGACUAGCUCCUAUGCCAGGCUCCCAACAACCUUGGGGACCUCCACCCGGUGCUCAAGCCCAGGGCAACCAAGGUCAAGGUAACAGCAGCUGGCCAGGACCCACCCAAAACGGCUUUCAAGGACAAAAUGGCUGGCGAGCUCAGAAUCAAGGACAAAACAACUGGCAAGGUCAAAACCAGAACAAUUCGAAUGAUCAGAACAACUGGCAAGGUCAAAACCAGAAUAACUCGAAUGGUCCGAACAACUGGCAAGGUCAAACCCAGGAUAACUCGAAUGGUCAGAACAACUGGAACCAGAACAACUCCCCAGGUUCAAACCGUCAAAAUUCUCGCAACUCCCCCAACCCAAGUCAGAACAACGCUCAAAGCCAAAGCCGACAGAACUCUCCCGCACAGAGCAUUAAGUCUCCAGCUCAGAACCAUAACUCUCCCGUUCAGAGCAACUCUGGCAAGGCCCGAGCUUCCCCCAAUCCGAGCAACAACGCUGGAUCUCCGAACAACAAUGCCAAUGGAUGGGUCACCGUCACACCUGAGCAAGCUGAUAAUAUGGCUACUGGACAAAUGCCAGGAGGUUGGGGCAACGAUAAUCAGAAUGGUGGAGAUAGUUGGGGCGCUGCACAGGAUACCUCAAACGGCACCGGAGGAGGAUGGAAUGAUAACAACGACAACCAAGCCGCGGGUCAAGACACGGUCAACGCUGGCGACAGUUGGGGCAACAAUGAUACUUCCAACGCAGGAAAUUCAGGUCAGGACAACGGCAACUCUGGCUGGAACAACGGAGAAUCGGCCAACUCAAACAACAACAGUUGGAAUGCUGAUUCUGGCAACACUCAAGGCAACUCAGGCAAUGAUACCUGGGGAGGAGAUUCCGGCAAUGCCCAAGGCAAUUCUGGUAACAAUGACUCCUGGGGUGAGAACACCGGCAACAACCAAGGCAGUUCGGGCAACGAGAGCUCCUGGAACAAUACCGGUGGAAAUACCUGGGAUGCCAAGACCGAGAACAAGAAUCCGAAUGGCGGUAACAAGGGCGGCAACGGCGAUGGUGGUUGGGGUUCUGGCAAUAAUAAGGGAGGCAACGGAGGUGCAGGCCGGGGUUCCGGAAACAACAAUGGUGGAGGCAAUGGCGGCAAUGGCGGAGGUAACAGCAACUCAUAUCAGAAUUGGGCAACUGAGACUGGUAUGUCUGGCGGUUCCUGGGCUGCUGAGGGCGGUUAUGGUCCGACUCCUAACGGCGGCGCCAAGAAAGCCAACAAUGGUUGGUAAAUUGGUGGACGAACAGCAUCUCAUUUCGGAACUGGGCGAUUUGAUACGAGCACUUCUAACGGAUCCUAAGCUGAAGGUUGAUUUACUUCGACUAUCGACAUUGGAG